Mirounga angustirostris (Northern elephant seal) is the source of this 2513-nucleotide messenger RNA. It is a transcript of the gene SLC35B2, whose product is annotated as solute carrier family 35 member B2. Lineage: Eukaryota; Metazoa; Chordata; Mammalia; Carnivora; Phocidae. The transcript is spliced from 4 exons. Gene Ontology annotation, molecular function: 3'-phosphoadenosine 5'-phosphosulfate transmembrane transporter activity. The record is from RefSeq and is a predicted model, not a curated record. Gene Ontology annotation, biological process: transmembrane transport. The coding region runs from base 520 to 1899 and encodes 459 amino acids. Gene Ontology annotation, cellular component: endoplasmic reticulum membrane; Golgi membrane.
CUAGGUGCAGGGGGGGUGGCGGGGGGGGGGGAGUUGGGUGGGUCGCUAACAGUCCUCAGGCCUCUCUGUCCAUUACAAACCCUUGCCCUUCUGUGGAAACAGAGGGAUAAAGAGGUGAAAUGAGAAGAUCCGCCCCCCCCCCCCCCGCGGGAGUGGGGUGCUCAUCGCUGCCCUGGAGGAGCCCGGAGAGAAGAGUGAGCCUAUGGAGGGUAACAAAAGGGAGCUAUGGCUUUGUAUGUUUUUCCUUUCAUUCCACAAGUUUGAAGUCCCUGUUAGGUGAAUAUGGUCAAUAUGGGUAUGGGGGAAUAAACCAACACAAUCUCUGGCCACUUGGAUCUUAUAGUCUAGUGAAUGAGACAGCCACUAAAAUCAUAAACACCCAAAUAAAUAUGUAAUUACAAGUUGCAGUGGAUGCUGUGAAGGAAAAGUAAAGUGAGGAGAACACAAGCUGGUGGAGGGCCUUACUUUGGCUAGGCAGGGGAGGUCUCUGAGGCGUGUGCUGGCAGCCUGGCCAGAAGGAUGAGUAAGGGAUGUGGGGAGAGCGUUCAGGGGCAGGCCUUUGGUGAACUAGAGGACCUGAGGGCAGGCCAGUGGGACUCCGCAGAGGGCGGGUGGUGGGCAGUGGUGGUGCUGGCCGCGCUCCCCUCCCUGGGGGCAGGUGGGGAGACCCCCGAAGCCCCUCCAGAGUCAUGGACGCAGCUAUGGUUCUUCCGUUUUUUGGUGAAUGCUGCUGGCUAUGCCAGCUUUAUGGUACCCGGCUACCUGAUGGUGCAGUACUUCAGGCGGAAGAACUACCUGGAGACAGGCAGGGGUCUCUGCUUCCCCCUGGUGAAAACUUGUGUGUUUGGCAAUGAGCCCAAGGCCUCUGACGAGGUUCCUCUGGCUUCCCGGACGGAGCCGGUAGAGACCACUCCCACUUGGCAAGCCCUGAAGCUGCUCUUCUGUGCUGCGGGGCUCCAGGUGUCUUAUCUGACUUGGGGAGUGCUGCAGGAAAGGGUGAUGACCCGCAGCUACGGGGCUACUGCCACGUCGCCAGGUGAGCGCUUCACAGACUCACAGUUCCUGGUGCUCAUGAACCGAGUGCUGGCACUGAUCGUCGCCGGCCUCUCCUGCGUCCUCUGCAAGCAACCCCGCCACGGGGCCCCCAUGUACCGGUACUCCUUUGCCAGCCUGUCAAAUGUGCUUAGCAGCUGGUGUCAAUAUGAAGCGCUCAAGUUCGUCAGCUUCCCCACCCAGGUGCUGGCCAAGGCCUCGAAGGUGAUCCCGGUCAUGCUGAUGGGCAAGUUGGUGUCUCGGCGCAGCUACGAACACUGGGAAUACCUGACCGCCGGCCUCAUCUCCAUUGGCGUCAGCAUGUUUCUGCUGUCCAGCGGCCCCGAGCCCCGCAGCUCCCCCGCCACCACGCUGGCAGGCCUCAUCCUGCUGGCAGGCUACAUUGCCUUUGACAGCUUCACCUCCAACUGGCAGGACGCCCUGUUUGCCUACAAGAUGUCUUCUGUGCAGAUGAUGUUUGGGGUCAACCUCUUCUCCUGCCUCUUCACGGUGGGCUCCCUGCUAGAGCAGGGGGCCCUCCUGGAGGGAACGCGCUUCAUGGGGCGACACAGUGAAUUUGCUGCCCAUGCCCUGCUGCUCUCGGUCUGCUCCGCAUGCGGUCAGCUCUUCAUCUUCUACACCAUCGGGCAGUUUGGGGCUGCCAUCUUCACCAUCAUCAUGACCCUCCGCCAGGCCUUCGCCAUCCUCCUCUCCUGCCUGCUCUACGGCCACACGGUCACUGUGGUGGGGGGCCUGGGGGUGGCUGUGGUCUUUGCCGCCCUCUUGCUCAGAGUCUAUGCCCGGGGCCGUCUAAAGCAACGGGUUAAGAAGGCCGUGCCUGUCGAGUCUCCUGUGCAGAAAGUUUGAGGGGCCCAGGGGGUGAAGUGGAACAAGACCCUAACCAUACCAACUUUCCUCUCCUGCUGUAACUUCGGAGGCGGUUGGCUCAAGGGCAGAAGGCAGGGUUUUUCCUCAGUAUCUCCAACCAGCUCUACAAGUUGGGGUUGAGUCCAAGAGGCAGCCUUCCCCUUUGCCUUAAGUCCCCUGUUCUCCAGUAGGGAUUCUUCUGAGGACCGUCCUCGGCGUGCAGGGGCGCAGAGAGGGCAGAAGCCUUCCGAAGCCCCCACCCCCUCACGUUCCCCGAAGUCUUGCCCUGUGGACUCCAACACCUCACCUGUGCUCGUCCCCUACCCUGAGUAGCCCACCCCUGCAGACUCCCUCCCAGAGACCUACAGUUCUUAACUUUGGGGAGAAAAGCACAAGUGUUGUAGGCUCCAAGUGCUGCUUUCCCAGGAGUCCGUGAAAGAUGGUGCUGUGCUGGAGGAGGGGGAUGGGAGAGCCCUGCCCAGUGACACCACCCUCUCUGCUCCUGGAUCCCUGGGCUCUGCUCCAAGAGCCAGUUGCAGGUUUUGGUACUUUGGAAAUGUAAUUUUGCUCUUAUAAUUUUAUUUUAUUAAAUUAAAUUGCUGCAAUGGGCUGAA